Micropterus dolomieu (smallmouth bass) is the source of this 1857-nucleotide messenger RNA. RefSeq names its product solute carrier family 17 member 6a (gene slc17a6a). Gene Ontology annotation, cellular component: excitatory synapse; synaptic vesicle membrane. Gene Ontology annotation, molecular function: L-glutamate transmembrane transporter activity; neurotransmitter transmembrane transporter activity. Bases 1 to 1746 code for a protein of 581 amino acids. NCBI's taxonomy places the organism in Eukaryota, Metazoa, Chordata, Actinopteri, Centrarchiformes, Centrarchidae. Gene Ontology annotation, biological process: monoatomic anion transport; synaptic transmission, glutamatergic; transmembrane transport. The record is from RefSeq and is a predicted model, not a curated record. The transcript has 13 exons.
AUGGAACCAGGUAAGGAGAAAGCUCUCCCUACCACUAAAGAGGGACUCAAACAAAUCGCAGGAAAGGCCCUUGGGAAACUGCACAGGAGGCUGGAAAAGCGGCAGCAGACAGGUGAGGUGAUCGAGCUGACGGAGGAUGGGAGACCCUCGGCGGGCCAGGAGCGCAAGGCGCCCCUAUGUGACUGCACAUGCUUCGGGCUUCCGCGCAGAUACAUCAUCGCUAUGCUGAGCGGGAUGGGCUUCUGCAUCUCCUUCGGUAUCCGGUGUAACUUGGGUGUGGCCAUAGUCAGCAUGGUCAAUAACAGCACAAUCCAUCAAAACGGCAAGAUCAUCAUAAAAGAGAAAGCGAAAUUUAACUGGGACCCAGAGAUCGUGGGAAUGAUUCAUGGAUCCUUCUUCUGGGGCUACAUAGUUACUCAGAUUCCGGGAGGGUAUAUCUCCUCGAGACUGGCUGCAAACAGAGUUUUCGGGGCUGCCAUUGUGCUGACAUCCACCCUGAACAUGUUCAUUCCCUCUGCUGCCCGGGUGCACUAUGGAUGUGUCAUCUUUGUGAGGAUAUUACAAGGGCUGGUGGAGGGAGUGACUUAUCCAGCCUGCCAUGGGAUCUGGAGUAAAUGGGCUCCACCGCUGGAAAGAAGUCGUCUGGCAACCAUCUCUUUCUGUGGAUCCUACGCUGGUGCAGUGAUAGCUAUGCCUCUGGCUGGGAUCCUGGUCCAGUACACAGGAUGGUCCUCUGUCUUCUAUGUUUACGGAUGCUUUGGGAUAUUUUGGUACAUGUUCUGGAUCUUGGUGUCCUACGAGAGUCCAGCAGAGCACCCGACCAUCACUGAGGAGGAGCGCCGUUACAUCGAGGAGAGCAUCGGUGAAAGUGCACAGCUGAUGGGCGCAAUGGAAAAAUAUAAGACCCCCUGGAGGAAGUUCUUCACCUCCAUGCCUGUCUAUGCAAUUAUCGUGGCAAACUUCUGCAGGAGCUGGACUUUUUAUCUGCUCCUCAUUAGCCAGCCUGCAUACUUUGAAGAGGUGUUUGGCUUUGAAAUCAGCAAGGUUGGAGUUGUGUCAGCUCUCCCUCAUUUGGUCAUGACCAUCAUCGUGCCCUUAGGAGGCCAGUUAGCGGACUACCUGCGGACCCACAAUAUAAUGUCCACCACUAUGGUCCGGAAAAUCAUGAACUGCGGAGGGUUCGGUAUGGAGGCUACUCUUCUAUUAGUUGUAGGUUUUUCUCACAGUAAGGGGGUGGCCAUCUCUUUCUUAGUUCUGGCGGUGGGAUUUAGCGGAUUUGCAAUAUCAGGUUUCAAUGUCAAUCAUCUGGACAUCGCUCCACGCUAUGCCAGCAUCCUCAUGGGAAUUUCCAACGGUGUGGGUACCCUGUCAGGGAUGGUCUGCCCUCUAAUAGUAGGAGCCAUGACAAAGAACAAGACCCGGGAAGAGUGGCAGUAUGUCUUCCUCAUUGCGGCCCUCGUGCAUUAUGGGGGCGUGGUGUUUUAUGGGAUAUUUGCAUCUGGGGAGAAACAGCCAUGGGCCGACCCUGAAGAAACCAGCGAUGAGAAGUGUGGCUUCAUAGAUGAGGAUGAGCUGGCCGAGGAGACAGGUGACAUCACGCAGGGUUACGGCGCAAUGGGCGGCCCGGCCAAAAGCUAUGGGGCCACUGCACAGCUCAACGGAGGAUGGGUGCAGGACUGGGAUAAGACGGAGGAGUAUGUGCAGGAACCGGUGGGAAAGAUGUAUACUGAGCGUGGCUACUCUUAAACCAGACAGUCGUGGGCUUCACUAUACAGAGAGCACUUGCAAAGAAAGCUGCAGGCUUAUGUUGUACUCCUUAGGCACCCAAACCUCAUCAACCUACUUGAACAACAUGAG